Molecule: messenger RNA, 1432 nt
Organism: Lolium rigidum
Lineage: Eukaryota; Viridiplantae; Streptophyta; Magnoliopsida; Poales; Poaceae
Product: peptidyl-prolyl cis-trans isomerase FKBP43-like
Exons: 9
Coding region: 41-1432 (463 amino acids)
Molecular function (GO): peptidyl-prolyl cis-trans isomerase activity
Source: RefSeq, a predicted model, not a curated record
GUCGCAGGCCGCCUCCUCCUGAUUCCGGCAGCCCCUCCUUAUGGCGUUCUGGGGCGUGGAGGUGAAGCCCGGGAAGCCCUACACCCACCGCUACCAGUCGUCCCAUGGCCGUCUCAGGAUUUCCCAGGCUACACUGGGCAGUUGCGAUGCUGCUAAAAGGUCGGUGCUGCAGUGCGUUGUUGGUAACAAGGCACCCAUCAUAGUCUGUAGCCUGAAUCCUCGAUUGUCUGAGAUGUGCCAUCUCGAGAUUGAGUUGGAGGAGGUCGAUGAGGUUCUGUUCUCAGUGCUUGGUCCGAGUUCCGUGCAUCUCUCUGGAUAUUACCUCCGGCCAAGCAGCAGGAGCGGUGCAGGAGACGAUGAAUCAGAAUCUUAUGGAGAGGAUGUUGGAGAGUCUGAUACAGACCGAGAGCAUGAUGAGAGUGAGGACAGUUACGAAUCUGACUUCAUUGAUGAUGGUGACGAUGAAGUACCUGAGGACAAUGAUGUUUCUGAAUCUAUGGAUGAUGGUGAUGUAUGCUCCACCCCCGAUAGCCACAAGACAGCCUCUGAAAAACAUGCUGGUAAGGUUAAACGACUGCGACGCUCAAAGAAGAAGCACCAAGUUGACAGCACCGACGACGAGAUUGAAGAUUCUUCAUGCAAGCCAACCGCCAGGCACAAUUUCCGUUCAAUAUUUGAUAGUGGCAGUGAAGAUGAAGACUUGCCAGCUAACAAAACUAAUGCAUCUGAAGAGCAUGCUGAUAAGGUUAAAAGAGGGCGACGCUUAAAGAAGAAGCAUCAAGUUGACAGCAUCGACGACAAGAUUGAAGAUUCUUCAUGCAAGCCAACUGUCAGGCGCAAACCUUGUUCAAUAUUUGAUAGUGGCAGCGAAGAUGAAGAUUUUUUCGCCAAAGAGGAAGACCUGCCUUCUCUGGCUCUGAAAACUAAUGGUAAAGUUUCCAAGGAAAUCAAAGCUGAAAAUGUUGCGUCCAAAGAGGAGACCAAAAAGAAGAGCAGAAAUGACAGGAAAAGAAAAAGUGAUACCAUCGAUCAGGAUCCUGCAUCCCCAAUGGAGGUCAAUGGGUCAUCAGUUCCAAAACAAGAAGCUGAGUUGAAAAAGAAAUCCAAGAAAAAUAAGAGAACUGCAUCGGAGGCACAAGAUGGAAAGCAUUCCAACAACAUUAGAACACUUGAAAAUGGGCUGGUCAUAGAAGAUCUGUCGGCAGGGAACCAGGACGCACAAGUGGCUUCAAAUGGCAGCAAGGUUUAUAUCAAUUAUGUUGGCAAGCUGCAGAAUGGGAAAACCGUUCAUCCUAAUGCUAAGGAAAAGCCCUACAAGUUUAAGCUCGGUUCUGAGAAAGUGAUCCCUGGAUGGAAUCUUGGUAUUGUUGGUAAUCAAUCAUCUCGGAGCUCAUUGUUUUUUUUAAUACGUUUGAGUGAGAUAUUUUUCUGA